ACCCAGCCUCCGUGCUAUCGUCAUUGGUGGCAUGGACGGGAGAACCAAUUGCCUGGCUACCGUUACCUUCGCGAGCGUCUCUGGAUUAUAAAAUUUUCCCACCUUUGAAAUGUUUUGUACCGGGUUUUGAAUCAACCUCACAAAUAUUACUCACAUCUUGAGCGUUAAUCGUCUGCAAACAAAGGGCCACUUCUCGCGCUCUUGAGAGGAUUCCUACGUCAGCUAGCAAGUUUUGCUCCUAUAAACAAAAUGGCGGACAAUGAAGACGAUAAUAAUUCGGUGACCAAAUCUGUAGCAGAUAAAAUAGAAAGCCUCGACGCGAGCGGAUCUCUGCCGCAGCCCGAAACGACGCAAACCACAGCCGAAGCGGGAAAUAAUCAAGAGGACGCAGGCAAGACCCCAACCGCCGCAGAAGGGGGCGUUAAUCAAGGCCUCGCCGAGUUCAUGCACAGCGAGUCGGCGCUGGACGUCAGAGUCGUGGACGGUAACGUUACCCAGGAGGUCAUCGGGCAGAUCGUGAGCGGCGAGGUCAUAACCGAUCCGAGUUUCAUAACGUCUUAUGUCAAUGCCACUGCAGAGGCAGGUGUGUCUGCUGAGUGCACCACUGUGAGCGGGGACGUCUUAAACGCUCUCGCGCCGACGACCACCAUCAUUUACGUGCAGCCCGACGGCAGCUUCGUGGAGAGCUCGGGUUUAUCGGCCGAGGAGCAGCAACAGUUAAUCGAGCAGUUAACGGAACAAGAGUUGGUCCAUGUGGCAGGUACUGAGACAGCUGUGAAACCCUCCACCUCCCCCAUAGUGGACGUACAGCAGAUUAUAGUGAGUAAAGCGCAGGUGAUUACGCAGGCCGAGCCGGCUGCGACCCACGCAACGACCCCCAAAAUACUACAGAGACCUGUCACGACGCAGCCGACCUCCUACAUCGCGCUGGAGUCCAGUAACGUGAACUUGCAGCUGGCGACGGCGAUCCAGCCGCAGCCCGCCAGCGUCGUGCAGAACGCGUCGCAGCAGCUGCAGAGCGUCGCCAAACACGUCGCGCUGCAGCAGGCGCAGAACGGAGCGCACGCGACCGCGCAGAAGGCGGCUGAGCCCAUCCAAAUUCAAGUUCAGGUACCUCUGAAGCAAGACAAUAAACUACGGCAGACAACUCCAAUAACAAUUUUACAGCCACAGAAUCUGUCAGCCAGUCAGCCGCUGGUGAAGGUUUCAACCGUAGGAACAUUGAGCAGCCCACAGAUCAUCCACAUCACCCCUGUGCCUGGACAGCAGCAAUAUUUCUUACAAAACCCAAGCGAUCCUCCAAUUCAGCUUCUCCUUCAGAAACCAGCUCCUGUUGUUAGCACCAUUUCUGUCCCCAUUAGUAAAGUACACGUCCCGGCACCUGCCACGGUCAAGAGUCCACCAGCCAAACCAGUAGCUCCUACCCCAAAGAUCCUAGUGCCAUCUCCGAAAGUUUCAUCUCCUCCAGCCAAGGUAACGAUUCCUCCCAAAGUCAUUACUGUAGAAACAAAAACCGCAACUCCAGCCAUUGUAAAGGAUACACAGAAAGUUAAAAAUCGCCAGAAGAAGCCUCCGAAAAUCCAGACGCGCUCUGGUCGGGUGUCCAGACCACCUAAGCACAAGGCGAAAGACUACAAGUUUAUUAGGAACGAGGACUUGGCGGAAAGCCACCAGUCAGAUUCAGAUGACUACUCGGAGAUAAGCGUGGAGGAUGAGGAUGGAGAGGAAGGCAAGAAGAAGUCCUCCGAUGCAACUGUCAACCUCCGUGACAAAGCUUUUAAAUGUGAUACCUGUGAGAAGUCGUACAUCGGCGUUGCCGGCUUGAACAGACACUAUAAGCUAAAUCCCACACAUGACAAGAACCCGACGCCACCUCAAGCAGAAGACCUCUCCAAAACUAGAGACGAACAGCCUUCAGGAACAGAAGUCACCAAUGCUAGUCAAGUGAAAACACUCAGUAAUCAAAAAGUUCAAGAAAUUGGGAGGGUAGAACCUAGGAGACCUGGGCGGCCCAGAGGACCAGGACGGCCUGGUCGUCCUAGGAGGCCUGGGCGGCCACCUAAAAGAGGACGCCCAGGACGGCCACCCAAGUACCCCAGAGGAAUGAGCUUGGAGGAGCAAGCUCAAAGACAGAGGAAUCGACUGAGAGAAUUUAUUAAACAGUAUGAUGAUGAAGAUCUCAUGGAGAUCGUUCUUCCACGUCUGGCCAGAGUCAUGACUGUAUGGGAGUUUGUGCUGAUGAAGGUGGAAAAGGGUUACCCAUCAAAGCAGCAGUUCCCGAGCGUUUACCAUGAAUUUGAACAACUACACAGCCAGGUGAAGAAGAUGGCCCUGGAAUAUUUGCACACUUCACCAGCCUCCCGGCCAGCUAUAGAGGUCAACAACAUGGAAGUUUUACAAUCUCUGGGUAUAACCGAUCCCAAUGCACUAAAACUCCUGACUUCGUCUGAAGGACAACAAAGUCAAAAGACAAAUCAGACCACUAAGAGCCUACGGAGUAUUGAGAAUACCAAAAUGCUGCCUCCUGCAAAAAGGUUUAAAAUGGAAAACUGCAAAGAAGAAACCAACGGCUAUCAGGUUCAUCAGAAUGGCAUCCAGAAGGACGAGAGUAUUGAUGGCUCUAUGCUGCGUAAGCCUCAGGUGGUGCUAACCAGACUGGAGAACUUGACUUCUGUAGAUCUAACCACCGACAAUGCUACACAGAGCGCUGAAAACGCCAUCCCGGAGAGGACCGAGGAAGAGCCAAUGGAGACGGAGAUGCCUUCUUCAGAUUCUGAUGCCACAAAAACCACAGAAGAUCCAGAGCUCUCCAAGGUUCUGAACAGUAGCGUCAUCGUUGAUAUCGCGGAUCAGAUGAAACAGCUGGAACAAGCUCUGAGCACAGACUCCGAGAUUAAGAACUCAGAAGAACCCGCUCAACAAGAGGUUCUAGAUUGCCAGACCGAUGCUCUCGAAGAUCCUGCGACCAGUCAGGUGUUGCAGCAAGACUCUCCAGUUAUGAUCCAGACGGCAGAGGGGCUUGUGAUGCAGAGCGCAGAAGAGUUAGCCGCCAAAGGCAUCAUCAUUGUCAACGGGCCCGAUGGCACCAUGAUGCACAUCGAGGCUCCUGAAGGCGUCCCUUUAGAGACCGUUCAUGCCCUGCUGGGCAUUGAAACUGAAAGAAAGACUUAAUGGAGUCACAUCUUCACUUCCUGUUUUUGUCCGUUAUUCACACCAUACAUGCGUUCUGUCUGCGAGAUGGUGUUUUUUCAAUGAACUUUUAUUGCAUUCUUUGUAAAUUUGUAUAAAAACAGUAUUAGUGUUUUUUCUGUUUAUACAAAAAAGGUUGUCGUUCAUUUCCAAUUUUAGAGAUUGUUGACUUACGUUAGCAUAUCUUAACUAUUGGUUUCGGAGUCCAUGACUAUGUAGCUGCACGUGAUGAGAUGGUGGGAAAUAUUUGUGACAACACACUAAACCUGGGAGGGACUCCAGGGCUUUUCGUUCGGGAGACUGAAUCUUUCACAACAUGCACAGUUGGGAGAAAAGAAAAAACUGUCUGCCAAAACUAAGUUAUGGACUCCAGCGAGGUUCAGUAAAAGCUGUGGUAAGAUUUUUGUGAUCCGGUGUCCAUCUAACAGGCCAUCCAGAGAAAUCUGUACAUAACCGUUCCUUCAUGUUAGAAAACCAGGCUGUAGUUACAAUACAGUUUAAAUCGGUACCCCAUGAGAUUUUAUUUAUUCAAAUACUUUUGGAUGUUCGUUUGUUUGAAAAUUACCCCUUACCUUAAGGCUGAAAAUAGUCGACCCCUAGAGGUCUGACCUAAAAACAUGGUAUUUUGAGACGGGGGGGACAUUUCGGUUUUAAAAACUGGCCUCUUCAAGCAGUUUGAAGACACUCUAGAUUUGUAAAACAAACAGAGAAGACUUGAGGUGCUUAUAAUCUCAGACCGCAGCCUCAGAUGUUCCAUUGUUUCUGUUCUUUAGUAGUUUGUCUAGUGCAAAAGUCAUUUGAGAAGUCGUUGCACUAUUUUAUUACUUUUUAUAAAAUAUCUGGUUUACUGUGUUUUUGAAACAUCUCAGCAUUUUUAAUACAAAGGGACAUGUUCAAAUAUGACAUUAAAUCUUUUGUGAGUGA
Messenger RNA from Carassius auratus (goldfish), 4113 nucleotides. RefSeq lists its product as uncharacterized. The transcript is spliced from 7 exons. Bases 250 to 3171 code for a protein of 973 amino acids. The record is from RefSeq and is a predicted model, not a curated record. Lineage: Eukaryota; Metazoa; Chordata; Actinopteri; Cypriniformes; Cyprinidae.